AUGACUGUCGACACGGAAAAGGCCGCUCCAGAGAUGGAGGUCCCCGUCAUCGAUGGGAGAAAGAACUCUCUUCGAGCCGGCAGCAUCGAUGAUAUCACUGUGCUGGACCGACUGGGCUACAAGCCAGAACUGAACCGCAAUCGAUCCAUGGCUACGCUGUUGUUUCAGUCUUUGGCCAUUGCCGCCAUCCCAUACGGAGAAGGUGGUCCGUUCAUUUCAGCAAUCUACGGCGGUGGCCCGCUGGCAAUCUUCGUCGGCUGGAUCGUCGUUCUCGUGCUGGAUGAAUGCAUUGCUCUCUCUUUGGGCGAGCUGGCGUCGCGGUAUCCCACUUCGGCUGGACCGUACUAUUGGUCUUUUCAACUGGCCAGUAGGGGCAAGACGACUCUGUCGUUCAUCACGGGGUGGACGUGGCUGAUCGGCAACUGGACAAUCACCCUCUCGGUCAAUUUUGGAUUCGCGUCGCUCAUUGUGGCGAGCGUGGCCAUGUAUCAUCCCGACUGGGUGGCAAAGGACUGGCAAUUGCUCUUGAUUUUCUACGCCAUCUGCUUGAUGACGCUGUUCAUCUGCACCUUUGCGAAUCGCUUCCUGCCCGUUGUCGACACCAUCUGCGCUGCCUGGACAGCUGUGAGCAUCCUGAUCAUCCUCAUCGCACUCUCGGUCAAGGCGGAUGUCGGGAGACACAGCGCAAGCUACGCGCUCGGCCAUUACGACAAGUCCUUCUCUGGCUGGGGAGGUUUCACUUUUUUCAUCGGGCUGCUGCCUGCAGCAUACACAUUCUCAGCUAUCGGGAUGAUCUCAGCCAUGGCGGAAGAGUGCGCAAAUCCUACUGUCAAGGUUCCGACAGCCAUCAGUCUCUGUGUGCCCGUGGGGGGCUUCGCUGGCUUGUUCUUCAUUUUGCCCAUCUGCUUCACCCUGCCUCCGUUGGAAGAUAUCAUUGCGGCGCCAUACGGCCAGGCGCUCCCGUACAUCUUCAGCACGGUCAUGGGGACACCGGGAGGGGGACUAGGCCUCAUUUUCCUCGUCCUGAUGAUCACAUUGUUCUGCAGCAUCAGCAUCACCACGGCGGCAUCGCGAUGCACGUGGGCGUUUGCUCGGGACGAUGCCAUCCCACUGUCUCGAGUCUGGUCCAAAGUCAACGGUGGACUCGGCGUGCCCGUGUACGCAUUGAUGCUCACCACCGUGGUGCAGAUGCUGCUCGGUCUGAUCUAUCUUGGGUCAUCAUCGGCCUUUUUGGCCUUUGUGUCGGUCGGCGUGAUUGGGCUGGCCGUGUCGUACGCAAUCCCCAUCACCAUCAGCGUGCUGCACCGGCGGCGCGAAGUGUCGACGGCGCGGUGGAACUGUGGGCGCAUCAUCGGGCCGAUCGCGAACGGCGUGGCCUUGUGCUGGAUCAGCUUUGAGGUCGUCUUGUUCAGCAUGCCCUCGGCGCUGCCCGUCACGGUCGUGACCAUGAACUAUGCCAGCGUCGUCUUUGUCGGCUUCAUGUUCAUCUCUGCCGUCUGGUACUUUAUCUAUGCCCGCAAGGCGUACAAGGGACCGCCAGAGUCUGAUGGCAUCACUGUGGAAUAA
Messenger RNA from Fonsecaea nubica, 1566 nucleotides. RefSeq lists its product as hypothetical. Gene Ontology annotation, biological process: transmembrane transport. Gene Ontology annotation, cellular component: membrane. The transcript is spliced from 3 exons. The record is from RefSeq and is a predicted model, not a curated record. Gene Ontology annotation, molecular function: transmembrane transporter activity. Bases 1 to 1566 code for a protein of 521 amino acids. NCBI's taxonomy places the organism in Eukaryota, Fungi, Ascomycota, Eurotiomycetes, Chaetothyriales, Herpotrichiellaceae.